Rhizopus microsporus ATCC 52813 is the source of this 1368-nucleotide messenger RNA. Its product is annotated as serine protease 1. Gene Ontology annotation, biological process: proteolysis. Bases 1 to 1368 code for a protein of 455 amino acids. Lineage: Eukaryota; Fungi; Mucoromycota; Mucoromycetes; Mucorales; Rhizopodaceae. Gene Ontology annotation, molecular function: serine-type endopeptidase activity. The transcript is spliced from 2 exons. The record is from RefSeq and is a predicted model, not a curated record.
AUGAAACUCAGUGUUAUUGCCAGUGCCUUGUUGAUUGCUUCCGUAGCCAACGCUAAACCUUUCUAUUAUGAAGAACAAGACUCUAAUGUGAUCGCUCCUCUUUAUGUCCCUCCUGAAACAGAAGUUGUCCAUGAUUCUUAUAUUGUCGUCCUAAAGAAUAACUUGAAUGAUCAAAGAGUAGAAGAACAUGCUCAAUGGAUUAGUACUUUGGUCCAAGAAAAGACAAGCUCCUUUAAUGAUUGGUUAUACCCUCAUACUCAAUCUCAUGGUAUCAGACAUGUUUAUGAUACUCCUCAUCUUAAAGGCUACGCUGGUCGUUUUGAUGAAUCCAUCUUGAAUGCUAUUCGUCAAUCUGAUGAUGUCGAAUUCGUCGAAAAGGAUUCCAUGGUCUAUGCUAAUGAAUUGCAACGAAACGCUCCCUGGGGACUUGCUCGUGUAUCUCAUGUAGACCCUUUGAACUUUAAGAACUUUGAACAAUACGAAUAUGAUCCUAAUGGUGGCGAAGGCGUCAAAGUAUACGUUAUUGAUACUGGCGUUAAUGUGGAUCAUGUUGACUUUGAGGGACGUGCUAGUUGGGGUCAUACGGUACCAAGCGGAGACAUUGAUGAAGACGGUAACGGACAUGGCUCUCACUGUGCAGGUACAAUCGCAGGCAAACGUUACGGUGUUGCCAAAAAGGCUCAACCUGUAGCCGUCAAGGUUCUGAGAUCAAACGGCUCUGGUACAAUGCAAGAUGUGGGCGCUGGUGUCGAAUGGGCUACUACACAGCAUGUCAAAGAUAAGGCAACUGCUCAAAGAGAAGGCAAAAAAUAUAAGGGUGCUGUGGCUAAUAUGAGUCUUGGUGGUGGCCGAUCCCGUUUCCUAGAGAGAAUUGUCAAUGGUGCUGUAGAGGCUGGUAUCGUCUUUAGUGUUGCUGCUGGUAACGAUAACAGUGAUGCUUGUGACUACUCACCUGCUGCGGCUGAAUUGGCUAUUACUGUCGGUGCAAGCACCAUCAAGGACGAGCGUGCUUACUUUUCCAACUAUGGUAAAUGUGUCGAUGUAUUUGCUCCUGGUCUCAACAUCUUGUCUAUCUGGAGAGGAAGUCGAUACGCAACCAACACAAUUUCAGGUACCUCUAUGGCAGCUCCUCAUGUAGCUGGUCUUGCUGCUUACUACUUGAGCUUGGAAGAUGAGCCAGUUGAACCCAAGUAUAUCAAAGACAAGAUUAUCAACACAGCCACAGAGGGAUUGCUCGAACGUAUUCCUUCAGAUACACCCAAUCUACUUAUCAAUAACGGUGUAGACAAGAAGAAGAAGAAGAACGAUAUCCACCACAUUGUGCAUGGUAUCGAUAGUGUCUUAAAGGAUAUCUUGGGAGAUAUUUAA